AUGGCAAAACUACAUGUUGUUGUAGUUGGUGCUGGAGUAAUAGGACUGUCAGUAGCUACACAUCUUCUGGAGGAAUUUUCUGAUCAUUUACAGGUGAUAAUAAUAGCUGAUAAGUUCUCCCCUAACACUGUUGCCAGUGACAGAUCUGGAGGAUGGUUCUUCCCACCAUCUCAAGGUAGCAAGUGUCCAGGAAAUCCCGAGAGAGAGGCAAGAUGGACUAAAGGAACAUUUGAUAGGAUGCACAAACUAUACAAUUCUGCUGAAUGCAGCAAAAUAGGAUUGUCUGCUGUAGAUGGUUAUCUGGCUUCGAAACAUCCAGUAACUCCUGGUAUGAAACCACCGUGGUCUGAUUUUGUGAUUGGGUAUCGAAUUGCCGUUGAAUCAGAGCUCAAACUCUGUCAAUGUCAAGGAAGAACCCUCUUAGCAUUUACAACCUUCAUUAUAUCAUGUCCCACUUAUUUGCCAUGGUUACUGGACAAAUUCACUCAGUUAGGUGGAGUUAGUGAGCAACGAAAGAUUAAUAAUCUAUCAGAGCUUGCUUCAUAUGAUGUAAUUAUAAAUUGUACUGGUCUUGGAGCUCGAGAGCUUGUCAACGAUCAAAAAAUGUACCCAACGAGAUGUCAUAUUGUCUCUGUGAAAGCACCUUGGCUCAAACAGUGGCACAUAAGACAUGAAUCGGAUCAUGAUCAAGUGGCUUAUAUCUUCCCUCGAACUGAUGAAGUUCUUCUAGGAGCACAUGAAAUGCACAAUGAAGAUUUGUCUCAAGUUGAUCAAGAUCAGAUACAAGGGAUUUUAGACAGAUGUCAGAAAACUAUACCAGGUUUGGUUAAUGCUGAAAUUAAAGAUACUUGGGUAGGUAUUCGCCCAAUGAGAGAAGGUGGAGUUCGACUUGAGAAGGAAAAUAGUGGAGAGAAAGAAUCACCAGUUGUUAUCCAUUGCUAUGGACAUGGUGGGGACGGUAUCACUUUGAGCUGGGGAUGUGCUGAGGAAGUCGAGUUUGAACAAGAGAUUCUGACGAAAAGUGUUGUUGUACCACUGCUAUAUCUGUACAUCCUGUAUAAGUUUAGUGCUGGAGUAAUAGGACUGUCAGUAGCUACACAUCUCCUGGAGACGUUCUCUGAUCAUCUUCACGUGACGAUAAUAGCUGAUAAAUUCUCUCCUAACACUGUUGCCAGUGAUAGAUCUGGAGGACUAAUUAUGCCACCUGAUCCUGAAUAUACCCUACCAGGAACACAGGACGGCUAUCAAGAUGG
Gigantopelta aegis is the source of this 1253-nucleotide messenger RNA. Its product is annotated as D-aspartate oxidase-like. Gene Ontology annotation, molecular function: FAD binding; D-amino-acid oxidase activity. The record is from RefSeq and is a predicted model, not a curated record. NCBI's taxonomy places the organism in Eukaryota, Metazoa, Mollusca, Gastropoda, Neomphalida, Peltospiridae.